Sclerotinia sclerotiorum 1980 UF-70 is the source of this 1659-nucleotide messenger RNA. RefSeq lists its product as hypothetical. The record is from RefSeq and is a predicted model, not a curated record. Lineage: Eukaryota; Fungi; Ascomycota; Leotiomycetes; Helotiales; Sclerotiniaceae. Bases 1 to 1659 code for a protein of 552 amino acids. The transcript has a single exon.
AUGGCGAGAGGGUACUUUUUGACAUUCCUUAGAAACCAUUCAUUAGAUCCAGGAGGACAAUUCCAGUUUGCAGUAGCGCAGUAUGAUCCUCUACUAUAUAUUACUAUACAACCCCGGUAUUCAAUAUUUUUGGAUAAUGAGGGCGAAGGAUCUUUAAUCGUUGAUGCUAGCAUAUCUCAUGUCUUCGGCGGAUCAUAUCGAAAUGCUACCUAUGAUGUCCCUGGAAGCAAUAUCAGCUCGCCUUUCAUGACCCUUGAUAUUAAGAUUUACAAUGAGGAGUCAAGUGCUCUACUGAUCACCAAGAAAGUUCCAGUAAAUACAACAGGCAACCUAAUUAGCUUCUCUUUCUCGUCGUUCCCAGCACGAUUAGAGCCUUAUCCAGUCUCGAUUUACGCUACUUCCCCUGAUGGUCAACAAUCCUAUACCGCAAGCACCAGUGUCUACGUACUGCCAUCACGGGACUAUGGUAGUGCUGUGAAAAUUGACAAUCUCUAUGGAGGACUUUAUGUUCAAAAUGACAAGAAUGAUUGGAAUGGCUGGUAUGCUGUCUUCCCUAAUGGAUAUUAUGCGGAUGGAUCGUAUAUAACUCCCGACAAUGUCUCGCUCGCCAACCUCGAAGCAUACGCUGCACUGGGUUUCAACACUAUAAACAUCGUUCCAGAUGGUGGCCUUCCAGAUCAAUCUUAUCCCACGGCACAACUCAUAGAGUAUUGGGAUAAAAUGGAUGAAUUAAACCUCUUCAAUCUUUAUGACAUGCGUUUCGCAUUCCAAAACUCGACACGCAUCUCAGAACAAGUAGCUCUCUGGCAACAUAGAACCACCCUUCUGUCGUGGUAUACUGCCGAUGAGCCAGAUGGAUGGGUAUAUCCCCUCAAUUCUACCCAACUUGCCUACAAGCAAAUUAAAUCCCUCGAUCCAUAUCAUCCCGUCAGUCUCGUGCUAAACUGUCAAAACUUCUACUACCCGGAAUAUUCAGCCGGUGCCGAUAUCAUCUUCCAAGAUGCAUAUCCAGUGUCAAUAAAUGCAACUUGGUCUGUUUCGUGGAAUACACCUUGUAAUGAAACAUAUGGAGAUUGUGGGUGCGACAAUUGUGUAGGAGAGUUAGAAGAUGUAUCUAAUCGGCUCGACGACAUACAAAACUAUCAAGCAAAUAUAGGACCAGGUAGUCAAGGUGGUUUGGACAAACCUACGUGGUCAGUAGUACAAGCAUUUGGUGAGUCGCAGUAUUGGCAAAGGGUACCAAAUGCAGAGGAAGUGAAAGUCAUGAUGAUGUUAAGUGUGAACCAUAAUGCCAAGGGUAUUACGUACUGGAUCUAUCCGAGUACGGAUUCAGUAAAUGUUGGUAGUGCGGCGCUGGGAAAAGUAUUGCAGAAUGGACCUGCUAUUGAUUUUCUGUUUGGCACAAAUUCAAUCAAGGGUUUGGGAAGUGGGUUGCUGGAUGUAAGUGCGUGGAUAGUGGGAGAACAGAUGAUGAUUGGAAUAGUUAAUGGGGAAUAUGUUGAUUCCAAAGCCGAGGUCACGAUACGUUUACCGGGGAAUGUGGUGUCAGUGAAUCAAACAUUAUAUGGAGAUUCAAGCUGGAGUGUUAGUGAAGGCAGAUUGUCGAAAUUGGGUCUGAGUGCCUUGGAAGUAGAUAUUUUGGUUGUGAAUCUUAGUUAG